AUGUGGAGUGAAUUCUCAGUGUCAAAGCUGGCAAUCCCUGCCGUCAGUAUCCUGAUCGGGUUCCUCGCGUACACGUCGCAGUACUUCUUCCUGCACUUCAAGUCUGCACCACUCCAAAAGAACGAGGUCUGGGCGAUAAAUAUUUUCGCCGCGUGCAUCUGGAUCUGCUACUAUCGGACGUGUUUUGUAGACCCGGGCCGUCUUCCCGCCCAAGACUUGGGUGGUCCUGGCCCGACGCUCUAUCCGGAAGACCAGGCUACUGGGCGACAACGAUGGUGUCGUAGAUGCGAGGCUUGGAAACCGCCGCGAGCUCAUCAUUGCAAAACUUGCAAGAGAUGCAUCCCCAAGAUGGACCACCACUGUCCUUGGACCUCCAAUUGUGUCUCACAUUUCACAUUGCCGCAUUUCAUGCGCUUUUUGGUAUAUGCGGUUGUUGGAAUGUCCUACCUCGAGACCCUGCUGUUUGAGCGAGCGGCAAUUGUCUGGAAAAGCAGAGACCUCCCCAGCUAUCUCGGGCCGUCUCUGUGGCAAAUGAUUCAUCUAUUUAUUCUACUUGUUGCAAAUAGCUUAACGGUAUUUGCGCUUUUUAUUCUGCUGGUGCGGACUAUCUGGUCUCUCGGCUCCAACACCACUACCAUCGAGUCGUGGGAGAUUGAGAGACAUGCCACCCUGGUCCGACGAGCUCGUGUCCUUGGUGGCUUUCUCGAGGGCCCUGGAGGAAUUCAAAUCCGGAUUAAGAAGCAGGAGUUUCCGUACGAUAUCGGCAUUUGGGAUAAUAUCAAGCAAGGAAUGGGCGGGAGCUCGAAUGUUAUUAGCUGGCUCUGGCCACUUGCCGCCACCCCCAAUCGUCAGACUGGAUGGAAUUUCGAAGUCAAUGGAUUUGAAGACCCAAGUGUUUCUUGGCCUCCACCAGAUCCCGAUCGGAUUCCUCUCCCGGCUAGGCCAUCAUUGCCUGAUGAAUCCCACACGCCUCAAACGUACGGGUCGGCGCGAGAGGAGAUCGAAGCUUUCAACCGCCGCAAGAUGCAAGACUUGGACCGUCCAAAAUUCUACUCAAACGUCCAGCGCCGAAAACGCUUUCAUGAUCGCUAUGAACAGGGCGAGGAUGACGAGAACAGCGACGAGCAACCAUCUGGGCCUACGUAUGGCGACGGCGCUGACGAAGGCGAAGAAUCCUGGCGCAAUGCUGAGGGAGAACGGCUACGCGAUUUCGGUGUCGAUGAGGAUGUGGAGUUCUAUGAUGAAGAAGAGGUGCCGCUGGCAGUCCUGGUCCAACAGCGCAGGCAGUAG
Molecule: messenger RNA, 1290 nt
Organism: Penicillium alfredii
Lineage: Eukaryota; Fungi; Ascomycota; Eurotiomycetes; Eurotiales; Aspergillaceae
Gene: pfa4
Product: putative palmitoyltransferase with autoacylation activity Pfa4
Exons: 5
Coding region: 1-1290 (429 amino acids)
Biological process (GO): peptidyl-L-cysteine S-palmitoylation; protein targeting to membrane
Cellular component (GO): endoplasmic reticulum membrane; endoplasmic reticulum; Golgi apparatus
Molecular function (GO): protein-cysteine S-palmitoyltransferase activity
Source: RefSeq, a predicted model, not a curated record